This is a messenger RNA of Procambarus clarkii (red swamp crayfish), 1870 nucleotides long. RefSeq names its product D-beta-hydroxybutyrate dehydrogenase, mitochondrial. Lineage: Eukaryota; Metazoa; Arthropoda; Malacostraca; Decapoda; Cambaridae. Gene Ontology annotation, molecular function: oxidoreductase activity. The record is from RefSeq and is a predicted model, not a curated record. Gene Ontology annotation, cellular component: intracellular membrane-bounded organelle. Gene Ontology annotation, biological process: steroid metabolic process.
AGCUGAACCAAGGUGACGUGGGGCAGCACCGGACUGGACUCUUGAGAGUGUUACUGGCAGUUGGAGAAUUCCCGUUUGCGAAUCCAGUGAUUAGUAGGAAGUGGUCCGUGGACGUGAAGACCUGUGAACAUGAUGCAUCCCAACACGGCUUGGUCGGCUGCGCCUAGUGUGCUCAGCAAGGCAUAUUUUACUAGUGCUAGACUAAACGCCCUCAUAUGUAGGGAAGUCCGUUCUAGCGGGCGGAUAGUGGUGAUCACUGGGUGUGACAGUGGUAUUGGCUACCAGCUGGCCAAAUGUGCCAGGUCGUGGGGAUGGACGGUUGUGGCCACUUGCCUGGAUCUGGAGGGAGAGGCCGCAGUCACACUCCGUCAAGCUGGGGUCCACACUGUCUAUCUUGACUUCACCAAACCCAAUAUGCUAGAUUUUCUCUUGGAUAAGCUACGACAACUAAAGGAAGAAAAUAAAGUGUUGUGGUGUCUCGUCAACAACGCCGCGAUGAUCACGUACGCUUUCCUGGAGUGGCAUACGAGCCCCAUGGUGGAUGAUCAGGUCAAAGUUAACCUAACGGGUUCCAUAGAGAUCACUAGGGCCCUUCUCCCCACCAUCAGGGAAAACAAAGGUCGGGUGGUUAUGGUGUCUUCCCCAGCAGGCCAGAUAGCUGAACGUUACGUAGCGAUUUACUGUGCCACAAAGUGGGGCAUAGAAGGCUUCACCCAGAGUCUACGCUUGGAGUUGGAUUCCUCGGGAACCUCUGUUGUUCUCGUUAGACCAUGUAACCUCGUUAACCAGACAGGACUAUUGAACAGGAAUGCUGCACAGAUAAACAUGAUGAUUGAAGGGGCGAGUGAGGAGACUAGGAAAGUCUAUGGGGCUGGAAUGAGGAAGACACAACUGGCGUUCGAGGCAGCCUUUGACAAUGUUGCCAAAAUACAAGACCUUAAUGACCCGUUCCUCAUAAAAUGUUUCAGGAGAGCCAUGAUGAGCAAGAAGCCGGCUGCUUGCUACACUGCUGCGCCCCUGGUGGUACGCUCGUCUCUGGGGCUCCUCCAGAUGCUCCCUUCUGCCUGUCUCCACGUUCUUCUCAAGCGGGGCGUCAACAUUAAAAUUUUAAGUCUUGCUAGAAAAUACUAGUAUGUAAAUGGCAUGCUAAAGUGGUUCACAAUUUUUUGGGAGGAUGGGGGGGGGGGGGAAUAUUCCAGGCUAUGGAGGCAGCCUUUUGGUACUAGUGUUUAAAGGAUGUUUGAGAUUAACUGAAGAUGUUAUGGUCACGUGACUACUAGGUUUAACUCCCCCUCCUCCAGUCCUACCUCUAGCACAAGGUGGAUGUCGUUCACAAAAUAUUGACUAACAAAGUAUACGUUAUUUGAUCCUGCAUUAUAUUUUACUUAGGAAAAGUACAUGCGUAGAUGCAGAGUUACAACAGUGAGAUUUAUGGAGCUAAUACAUAAUACACAGCCACUAAUAAGUGUUUCGGGCAAGGUGUGGAGGAAAAACUGACUAAAACUUGAUUUAUACUUUACUCCCAAUUAAUAUUGUUGAAAAAAGGAAUAAAAAAAGAGGGGAGAUGUAAAAAAAAAAAUCGGCAACUGUACAAGUUGGGCAACAAACGGCAUUGUUUAGAACAGAAAGACAUGGGUUGACAUUUAUGGGGUAAGGUAGGUUACAUGGCGCUAAUUAGGUAGUACUUGGUUCUUCUCUUCCCCUCCCCAUCUAGCCCGUUGGCACUGAGGGGGCUUGGUAGACGGUUGCCGGAGUGUGAUGCUCCGUGGGACAGUCCUCUGUCCUUUUGGGGCCUUGCACUCCUGCUGCCGUCUUCUCUAAUUGUGCUGGAUCGCUUUUCCUUUUUCCUCGUUUCGUUUUUCUCCCCCCU